CCUUCCCCUUCUCGUUUUUUUGGUUCCACCAGAGGAUCUCUCUCUCUUUCGUUUUUCCCUCUCUCGACGCCGCCCACUCCACUCACCGCCGCCUCGUCGGCUUCUUCGCAUCAUUACAUCGCCUGUUCCCCUUUUUUGCAUUUUUUUAGGGAAAGGCUACCGCGCAUUUUGGACCAAAAGAGGAUCACCAUGGCGAGCACCGAGGACAAACCGGCCACCAAGGAGAACACUUCCAGCUGGAAGACCUCCUUCUACAACCCGAGGACCGGGGAGGUGAUGGGUCGCACGGCAAGCAGCUGGGGCCUCAUCCUGUUGUUCUACCUGGUGUUCUACUCUUUCUUGGCUGGCAUGUUCACCCUGACCAUGUGGGUGCUGCUGAUCAGUCUGGAUGACUACGUGCCCAAGUACCAGGACCGCGUUCCCGAUCCAGGGUUGGUGAUUCGUCCCAAUGCUCUGGAUAUGUCAUUCAACAAAUCUGACCCCCAGAAGUAUGGACAUUAUGUCAAGCACCUGGAGUCUUUCCUGGAAAGAUAUAAUGAUUCACAGCAGGACAAUAAUGUGGAUUGCCCCCGAGGAGAGCAUUUUAUGCAGGACGGCACCGAUGACAUGAAUAAGAAAGCUUGCAUCUUCAAGAGGGGCUUCCUGAGUCUCUGCUCUGGUCUCUCUGACACCAAUUUUGGAUAUUCUGAGGGAAAACCCUGUGUCCUGCUGAAAAUGAACAGGAUAAUUGGCCUGAAGCCUCGCGGGGAUCCCUACAUCAACUGCACAGUCAAAAAAGAGGGCCCCGUUCAAAUGCAGUACUUCCCCAGUGAGGGGCGCAUUGAUAAGAUGUAUUUCCCCUACUACGGCAAGAAAGCCCAUGAGAGCUACGUUCAGCCCCUUGUGGCUGUGAAGCUGCUGCUCACCAAGGACGACUACAACAAGGAGCUGCCGGUGGAGUGCGUGGUAGAAGGCACCAACAUCCGCAACAACGACUUAAGGGAUAAGUUCCUGGGUCGCGUUACCUUCAGGAUCAAGGUGGUCGAGUAGAAGAGAAGACAGCUGUCAAGAAGAAACCAGAUGCAGAAGCUGCCACGUUUGCUUAGGGUUUAUGUUUAACAUGUUAAGAAAGAAGGAAGUGUUAAAUAUGUCACAAAGACAACAUUUUGGGAGGAGGGCAAACUGUUAGAUGUAGAUAGGAGAGUCGGUUAGAUAUUGAAUGCGGCUUUGCUAACAUCUCUGACCCUUCUUUCCUUCACCAUCUCCUCAAAGAUCAGAGACGCAGGUUCUGCUCCUGAUCCCAUUCAUCCAUUCUUUCAUUCACCAGUUGCACUGUUCAUACUUCACUCAGUUUAUUAUUAUCAUUGUUAUUAUUUUUACUAUUGAUGUGAUGAGAAUACGUUUAGCCACUGCAACCAAGCUGUUGUGUAAUUGCUGAUACAACUUAUUUUUUAUGUUUUGUAGAUCUUUCUGCUGUCAGGAAGAGAGUGUUGUUUUCAUCUCUCCGAACUGUGUGAACGGCUGCAUUAUUGCUGGUGUUGAGAGGAUUUUUAUCUUGUUGUAUAGUAUAAUUGAGAAAGUAGACCAUUUCCAAACACAUCUCCAGAGUAUAGGAACGUACCUUGAUAAUCAAGUAUAGCCACUGUAUCCCUGUAUAUGAAAUGCCAAUUACAAAGUCCCUUUCUACAUAUAAAUACAUUGUGAUCCUUAUCAUAUUUAGGGAAUUAUAGAUAGAUCAUGGUGUUGUGGUCUGCGUAGCCACAACCCAGUCUUGUGCUGUCUGUCUGCAUGUCUGUCUGUCUGUCUUCCCGUCUUCCUGUUUACUCACCUCUUCACUGCAAUAGCCAACAUGUGGGUGAGCCCUCCUGGACUUGAUACAGUGUCCAGCUCCACCUCACGCGGUGCUGCGUAGUGAUGGGGACUGAGGCGACACACACACACACACACACACAAGAAGGUACAGUUUAAAAAAAAGAAGCCUUUAAGGCAAAGAGGCGCUGGGAAAGCGUUGCAUAAAUUAAAAGUUCACUGUAACUAUGUACUGUAUAUCUUUAUGUGAUCUGUGUAUCUAUCUGGGUCACAGGGAUUGUUUGUUAGUUUUCUCUCUUCGGCCCGUUGAUCUGAUUGUCUGCCAAUCUAUUACUCUUCAAUGUAUAUAUACACUAUCUACCAUAUUUACUUCACACCGUAUUUUUGUCAUAAAACACAAUGUCUGUGCAUUGUAAAAAAAAUAAUUUAAGCAAAGAUUUACAGGAUAUUAUUAUUAUUCAAAGCUAUGUUUACACAGUCUUAAAAGGAACCCGAUUUUGAAAGAUCAACUUGUAAAAUCUCUUCAGGGUGCCUUUUAUUGUGGAAUAAAAGUGAUUUUGAAGAAAAAACAA
Pseudoliparis swirei is the source of this 2360-nucleotide messenger RNA. It is a transcript of the gene atp1b3a, whose product is annotated as ATPase Na+/K+ transporting subunit beta 3a. Lineage: Eukaryota; Metazoa; Chordata; Actinopteri; Perciformes; Liparidae. The transcript is spliced from 7 exons. Gene Ontology annotation, molecular function: ATPase activator activity. The record is from RefSeq and is a predicted model, not a curated record. Gene Ontology annotation, biological process: intracellular potassium ion homeostasis; sodium ion export across plasma membrane; intracellular sodium ion homeostasis. Gene Ontology annotation, cellular component: sodium:potassium-exchanging ATPase complex. Bases 190 to 1029 code for a protein of 279 amino acids.